AUGUCGGCUUCGCCCAGGCAGCCAGCACCCCCGGCUACAGCAGCAGCAGCAGCCACAGCUGACCAGCCUUCCCUCUCCCCGGGUUCCCAGGCUCAGUCAACUCUCUGCCGCCCUCCGGGUGUGCCCAGCAUGCUCCAGUGGAAGAAGACCAUCUACCGUUCUGUGUGCCUGUCUGUGGUGGUGCUAGCGGCCCUGACGGUGCUGCAGCGAGGCCUCACCCCGGGCCAGUUCCUCGACUCUUCCCCAUCCAGCCUAGGGCGUAGCAAGGCGGGGAAGCUCCCCAGCAGCUUUUCCAGUUCCGAUGGAUUCUGGAGCCUCCCCAGGAAGGCCGCCACGCCGGCGCCCGCUGACAGCGAGCCCCCGGCCUGGGACGUGACGGUCUCCAACUGCUCGGCCAACACCAACCUGACGGGGCAGCCCUGGUUCCAGGCCCUGGAGCCCCAUUUCCAGCAGUUCGCGCUCUAUCGUCACUGCCGCUACUUUCCCAUCCUGAUGAAUCACCCGGAGAAGUGCGAGGGGGACGUCUACCUGCUGGUGGUCGUCAAGUCCGUCAUCACCCAGCACGACCGGCGAGAGGCUAUCCGGCGCACCUGGGGCCGCGAGCGGGGUCCCGAGGCGGGCCGGGGAGCCGUGCGCACCCUCUUCCUCCUGGGCACGGCCUCCAAAGAGGAGGAGCGAGCCCACUACCAGCAGCUGCUGGCCUACGAGGACCGCCUCUACGGGGACAUCCUGCAGUGGGACUUCCUGGACAGCUUCUUCAACCUGACCCUGAAGGAGGUGCACUUCCUCAAGUGGCAGGACACCUUCUGCCCGCAGGCCCGCUUCAUCUUCAAGGGAGAUGACGACGUCUUCGUCAGCCCGGACAACCUGCUGGAGUUCCUGGCCGACCGGCACCCCGACGAGGACCUGUUUGUGGGUGACGUCCUCUACCGCGCCCGGCCCAUCCGGAAGAAGGAUAACAAGUACUACAUCCCGGGCGCGCUGUACAGCAGGUCCUUGUACCCGCCCUACGCGGGAGGCGGCGGCUUCCUCAUGGCGGGCGGGCUGGCCCGCCGCCUCUACCGCGCCUCCGAGACCCUGGAGCUCUACCCCAUCGACGACGUCUUCCUGGGCAUGUGCCUGCAGCUGCUCCACGUGCGGCCCGCGGCCCACGUCGGCUUCAAGACGUUCGGCAUCACGCGCAACAAAAGCAGCCCCAUGAACAAGGAGCCGUGCUUCUUCCGCUCCAUGCUGGUGGUGCACAAGCUUCUGCCGGCCGAGCUGCUGGACAUGUGGGAGCUGGUCCACAGCAACCUCACCUGCGCCCGCAAGCUGCAGGUGCUCUAG
Molecule: messenger RNA, 1326 nt
Organism: Trichosurus vulpecula (common brushtail)
Lineage: Eukaryota; Metazoa; Chordata; Mammalia; Diprotodontia; Phalangeridae
Gene: B3GNT7
Product: UDP-GlcNAc:betaGal beta-1,3-N-acetylglucosaminyltransferase 7
Exons: 3
Coding region: 1-1326 (441 amino acids)
Cellular component (GO): membrane
Molecular function (GO): hexosyltransferase activity
Source: RefSeq, a predicted model, not a curated record